Messenger RNA from Onychostruthus taczanowskii (white-rumped snowfinch), 1759 nucleotides. RefSeq names its product family with sequence similarity 174 member A (gene FAM174A). NCBI's taxonomy places the organism in Eukaryota, Metazoa, Chordata, Aves, Passeriformes, Passeridae. The transcript has 3 exons. The record is from RefSeq and is a predicted model, not a curated record. The coding region runs from base 47 to 526 and encodes 159 amino acids.
GGCCCGGCCGCACUGCGCGGCCGUGCUGGGCGGGAGGCAGGGGGAGAUGCGGUCGCCGGCGCUGCCGCGGCUCCUGGUGGGGCCACUGCUGGUGUUACUGCUGCUGCUGGAGGCCGCCCGCUGCGGGGAGGCUGCGGCCCCAGACCCCCGGGACGCCGUCACCGCUUCCCCGCGCCCCACGGAGGCGGCCAGCGGGACCUCCACGCGGAGCAGCAGCAGCGGCAACAGCAACAGCAGCAGCCGCCUGGCCGAGGUGUCGGCGCCGCCCGAGCAGGGCCAGCCCAUGACCCAGCGCGCCCUAUCCGUGCUGGUGCUGGCCAGCGCCGCACUCAUCGUCUACUUCGUGAUCCGGACCGUGCGGCUCAGAAGGCAAAAUAGAAAAACCCGAAGAUACGGAGUUCUGGAUACGAACAUAGAAAACAUGGAGUUGACUCCGUUAGAACAAGAUGAUGAUGAUGAUGAUGAUACAACACUAUUUGAUGCCAGCCAUCCUCGAAGAGGGAAGUUAUUGAGCGGCUUUCAUUGAGGCCUGGCAUCUGGCCCAGGUUGAUCCACAACAACUCCCAAGAUAGUUAUAAUUGACAAGCCUGCUUAAUAUGCCUGCAAGUCCUCAUCUAAGUCAUCUAUGAAGACAGUGAAGAGCACUGGGUCUGGAAUGGAGCUCUGUGGAACCCCAACCCCACUAGUGACAGAUCACCAGCCUCAUGUCACCCAUUGUGCCCAACCCUUGAGCGAGUUGCUGUGCUUGUGAUGAUGUGUUUAUCCAGCUGAGUGCUGGACAUUUUGUCCAGGACACUGAAAAACAGCAUUGAUGACUACUGAAAUCCAAAAAGAUGAUUACAUUAAUUGUCUUAACUUGAUCGAUGAGGUAGAGAAUCUUUUCAUGAAUGGGUGUCAGAAGGACUUUCCCCUCAUGAACCCAUGCUGGCUGUGAAUGACAACUGUGAUGUCCUUCAGGUAUUUUUCAAUAACUCACAGAAUAAUCUUCUCCAAAUUUUGCCAGGCACUGAGGUGAGACUGACAGGUGGAUAGUUACCAGGAUCAUUUCCUCUUGCCCUUCUUGAAAAUUGGGAUGUUAGCCAGCUUACAGUCAUCUGGGACCUUCUAUGAUUCUAUGUUCCUGUGAUUAUAGGGUGAUAGAAACACAUACAAAGGUUGGACAGCUGUCGUACUUCUUGUCUUGAGUUGUAUAAAUAAUUUCCCUACCUCCUCUACCCAUAUAAAAGAUAAGUUAGCACAUUUUCAAUUUUAGCUCUCUAAAUAACUUCAGUUGACUUAGAACCUUAGAUUUUGUAGCAGCUUCAGAACCAUUUGAUACUAGAAAGUAAAUGCAGAAAAUAGGGUUCUAAAUUUGAUAUGGCUAUUAAUAAUGGGUACAUUAUUAUGGGUAAUUACAUACCCAUAAUUAAUAUGGGUACACAUCUGCUUUAUAUCUGCAGGUAGGAUAGACAUUCUAGACCUUGUUCUGUCCAAGAUGGACAUGACAGCAUGCAUUUUUCCAGAGGCAAUAUAAGACCAGGGCUUAUUUGACUGAGCAGCUGUGGUGCUUCUGGUCCAAUUUUUUAUGUUUUCCACUAACAUACUGUGAAAUACAUGGAUGCCAGUAUGUGAUAUUGAUUUAAUGGAAGUAUCUGUAGUCUUUUGGGUAUAAAUAGUAGACAGUCAUUAAGAUUUUAAUUUAUAAUCUUGGCAACUCUAGCUGUCCCCAAGAAAAACCCUUAAAUUCACUUGUGUUGGUGUAAGUUUUAAGAAAAAGAAA